Messenger RNA from Pecten maximus, 2235 nucleotides. Its product is annotated as HAUS augmin-like complex subunit 3. Gene Ontology annotation, biological process: spindle assembly; centrosome cycle. The coding region runs from base 331 to 2166 and encodes 611 amino acids. NCBI's taxonomy places the organism in Eukaryota, Metazoa, Mollusca, Bivalvia, Pectinida, Pectinidae. Gene Ontology annotation, cellular component: HAUS complex; mitotic spindle; centrosome. The transcript has 14 exons. The record is from RefSeq and is a predicted model, not a curated record.
UUGUGUAUAGGAAAUGUUUAUAUGAAAAAAAUACAGGGUUCGAUAUUUCGUUUUAUGAUGACCAAUCAAAUUCGUCGAAACAGGACUUCCGCGGGAGCAUCAAAUGCAAGAUUUGGCAUAGGCCUAGGCUUACAUCUAUCGGCCUAAUAUGCUGGCCAUACGGUAUUGUCAACAUGACUAGGUUUAACCUUUGUCGUGUAAUAUUUGAUACAUGAACUAAAGACAUUUUGAAACACUCAUAUCUUGGAAUAUUAUGCAUUGAGUCAUGACAGACUGCGAGAAACUUUAAUUGUACAUGCUCGAAGUGCUGAAAUUCUUGAGACAGAAAUCAUGAGUGGACGCCAGUUUGUAGACACACUUAUCCAUCUGGGCUACCCCAAGGCAGAGAGUCUAGAUCCACAGAGCUUUGAGUGGAUGUUUGAAGGGGAGGGUGUGGUCUCAUUCCUUGACUGGUUUUGUAACAAUGUGGGCACCACCAAUGUUCUUCACCCUAAAGACAUACAGGAGUAUGAAAAACUUAGAGAUUCCGAGGAGGGAGUAUUACAGGGAAGUCAGUUAGAGGAAGCUUUACGAUCCGUCACUGUUGGGGAGGAGGAAAAUCUCACUGACGAUCAGCUCAGAAAGGUGAUAAGUCAGACAGAACAUGAUCUUGGAAUAAAGAAGAAGAGAAAGCAGGUUCUCAUUCAGAAGAGGAAUAAAAUGAGUUUACAUCAGACAAGUCUUAGUCAUCGGUUGUCCAAGGUCAGGAGUACAGAGGUCAAGGUCAAAUCACAGUUCAAACACCACAAGGAACAGUGCCGAACAGAUAGCACACAGAUGAAUGCCAAUCUGGAAAAUUUGGUGCAGUCUGUUGAGGAGCUCCACAAUCUGUACAAGUGUGAUGGCGUACAAAAUUCGCCCAGCUUCCUGUCUCAGCUGUCCCUGGAUGAGUAUGCAAAUGCAGAGGAGAAAUUCUCACAGGAACUGACAACUUUUACGAAGAAACAGUUCUUUGAGGGUAUAUCUGAGAUGGCUGGUGAGGAAGAAGAAGUGUCACGUUACCAGAUCCUAGAGAUCAGCGACCCAGACAGUUUACUAAUCCGUGGGGAGAGACAAGAAGUCAACCUCAGCGAAUGUAAGGAGCUUGCAAGGAUACAAGAUCUAUAUCCGAAGAGUGAAUCCAAAAGAAUUGAUGCCUUGAUGAAAAACAAAGUAGCAAGUCAGUGUCUGAAAUGUGCAGAGAAUCUUCUCCAUUCCAUUCAAGCAGGACAAUUUGGAAACAACAUUCAAGAUAUUCAUAAACAGUGUCAGGAGAGACGUGAGAGUGUGGGUCAGGUUGACCGUGACCUCUACAAGCUGCGAGAGACUGACAUUCCCUCCCUCAUCAUGGAGAGCACAUCUUCCCAGGUGGCUCGGAUACUUACUGGUGACUACAACCUCAAGCUGAGUCGGCAGGAUUACUUUGUGUCUAAUCAGGACCAGGUGAUUAGUGAACUGGUGAAGCAGCGGUCGAGGAAUGAGUUCUUAACUAUGGCAUUCGAGGUAGAGACUCAAGGUCACCGUGACACACAUCGUCUGCUGACCGCCAUCCAGCAGCAGUUACAAACACAACUACAGUCCUGGUCCAGUCGAAUGUCUAUGAUGGAUGAGCCGUCCCUGAGUGUGGCAAAGUAUGAACGAGGAACUGUUGACUCUAGGGACAAAUUUACAACACGUCUUCACCAUAUGUUGGUUGACAGGAGUGAUAAAGGCACUGAUCAGCUGUUCCUCACCUUCGAUGGUCUGGUUGAAGGUGCACAUCGACUCAAGUGUGAAAGUGACACAGCCCAACACACACUGACCUCUACAGCGGUCAGACAUGAGAACAGACUGGACUUACUCGAGAGCAACCUCAUGGCCUGUCUGGACCUUGUGUAUGCUGGCUCGAGUACAACAAGUGGUCAGCCAACACUGAUUCCUAGACAACUGCUGGACUCCAUGACCACACUGGACAACCUGAUUAAGAAACUGGAACGAUCCAUUAAAGAUGUGGUCAAGGAAUUGGAGACAAAGAAACAGAUCCUCAGGAAUGACCCUCUACUUCACAAAGAGAGAAAGAUGUUCUCCUUUUUCUUUAAUAACCCAGCGCAUCUGAAACAGUUGUUUGAUGAACUUUCAUCUCAGCUCCAAGCACACAGAGUAAACUGAGAGAAAGCAACAAAACAGUGAUAUAUCAUGGACAAGGAAUUGCAAAAUUCAGACUUUAAAGGUGCCUUA